UGAGCUUUGCCGAUAUAUGCUUUGCCUUUGUCGGUCCCCUGUGUAGUGUGCCCGGUGGACCGGCUUCGUGACGUCAAUGGACGAGACCCGCCUACCUUUGCGCCUACUCGCUAGCUCGCCAGCACGCAACAGGUUGUGCGGCUCCUGUGUGCAGUGCGUACCGUGUGUUGCAGUGCGACUGAGGUCUUCUCCCGUACAUCACCGCGGACAGUCUCCGUUGGUGCGUUUCGAAGCUCGCGCCGUUCAAGAUAAGCGGGCGGAGACAUGCUGUCUGCGGCCAUCAAGCAAGUUGCAACCAGGCAUGCUGCAGUGCGCGCCUCGAGCGGCUGGGCAGCCACGCAGGCCCUCCUGCAGGAGCAGCUGGCGGGCAUCCGCGAAGCCGGCACAUACAAGACCGAGCGGGUGCUCACCUCCUGCCAGGCAGCGUCUGUGCGCGUUGCAGGGUGGGACAGGCCUGUGCUCAACUUGUGCGCCAACAACUACCUCGGACUCUCGAGUCACCCAGAUGUGAUCGAGGCUGGCAAGAAGGCCCUGGAGACUCAUGGUGCUGGGCUGAGCUCAGUGCGCUUCAUCUGUGGAACACAGGACAUCCACAAGGACCUGGAACAGAAGAUUGCGCGCUUCCACGGCCGGGAGGAUGCCAUCCUGUACGCCAGCUGCUUUGAUGCCAAUGCGGGCAUCUUCGAGGUUCUUUUGAGCCCAGAGGAUGCAGUGCUGUCGGAUGAGCUGAACCAUGCCUCCAUCAUUGAUGGAAUCCGUCUGUGCAAGGCACAAAAGUACCGAUACAAACACCGAGACAUGAACGACCUGGAGGAGAAACUGCGGGACGCUGUUGGGAAGAGUCGCCAGCGGCUCAUAGUCACCGAUGGAGUCUUCAGCAUGGAUGGCAAUGUGGCGCCUCUGAGGGACAUCUGUGACCUCGCCGACCGUUACAAUGCCAUGGUGUUUGUGGAUGAGUGCCACGCUACGGGUUUCUUUGGCAACACUGGCAGGGGCACCGAGGAGCACUUUGGUAUCUCUGGCCGUGUGGACAUUAUCAACUCCACCCUGGGCAAGGCACUGGGAGGCGCUGCAGGGGGCUAUACCACGUGUCGUCGGGAACUGGUGGACCUUCUACGGCAGCGGUCACGGCCCUACCUCUUCUCCAACUCUCUGCCCCCACCCGUGGUGGCGUGCGCCUCAAAGGUGUUGGACAUCCUGCUGGCCAGUCCUGAGCUGGCACAGAAGGUGGCCGGACUGACACAGCGAUUCCGUUCACGCAUGACCGCUGCUGGCUUCCAGAUCUCUGGUGAUGACCACCCCAUCUGCCCUGUGAUGCUUGGAGACGCACGUUUAGCUGCCGAUUUUGCUGAUGGCAUGCUGGAGCAAGGCGUCUAUGUGAUUGGCUUCAGUUAUCCAGUGGUACCCAAAGGCAAGGCUCGCAUUCGAGUGCAGAUCUCAGCAGCACAUUCCAUGGAGGACAUAGACCGUACUGUGGAUGCUUUCAUCACAGUGGGCAAGAAGUUUGGAGUGGUUUCGUAGUGUGAAGACCUUUGCCUCAGUGCAGACCCUGUCACAAGAAAUAUUGACUCACAUGAAUGUUCUUCAACAGUUUACAAGCAAUAUCGUUUGCCUAAGGCUACGUGUGUGGUUCAGGAUUUGACAUUACUGAAAACGACCUGCGUUCAAGUGCCUCCAACUGAAAGAUUGUGCCUGUGAUCAUGCUUUGCAGAGAUAGAAAGAAUUGCAUUGUUUAUUUCGUGAAAAGGGCCCUGCAACAUUACUUUAAUGGCCAAGUGUUGCACCACAAUGCGUCCCUUGAAUUGUCCAAGGGUAAAUGCAAAAGAAAUUACACAAAUUGACACUGGUAAAUGUGGGUGAUUGUACUUACAAGUUCAAAAUAAAAGCAGACAAAAGAA
Dermacentor silvarum is the source of this 1898-nucleotide messenger RNA. It is a transcript of the gene Gcat, whose product is annotated as 2-amino-3-ketobutyrate coenzyme A ligase, mitochondrial. The transcript has 11 exons. Gene Ontology annotation, biological process: biosynthetic process; L-threonine catabolic process. Lineage: Eukaryota; Metazoa; Arthropoda; Arachnida; Ixodida; Ixodidae. Bases 265 to 1521 code for a protein of 418 amino acids. The record is from RefSeq and is a predicted model, not a curated record. Gene Ontology annotation, molecular function: pyridoxal phosphate binding; glycine C-acetyltransferase activity.